AAAUUGAUUUACUGUAUACCGAAUUAGUGGUGAUAGUGACAUUUUUUCAGUUAAUUUGUUAUCGUUUCUUGUUCCCAUAAUUUACGUUUAAUCAAAUUCUCAUAACCGAAAAUGAGUGCUGAAAAUUUUGAUUUAGUUCUUAAAGGAACCCUCGAAGGUCAUUCUGGAUGGGUUACCCAAAUUGCUACCAACAGCCGAUUCCCUAAUAUGAUUUUGUCUUCAUCUCGAGACAAAAGUUUGAUCCUCUGGAAGCUAGUUAAGGAAGAUUCAUCUUAUGGUGUACCGCAAAAACGACUCACUGGCCAUGGUCAUUUCAUUACUGACGUUGUUCUUUCUAUGGAUGGUCAGUAUGCAUUGUCUGGAUCCUGGGAUAAAACUUUGAGGCUAUGGGAUCUCAACGUUGGCAAAACCACUAGACGUUUUGAGGACCAUACCAAGGAUGUUUUAAGUGUUGCUUUUUCCCCUGACAACCGACAAAUUGUUUCCGGUUCACGCGACAAGACUAUCAAACUUUGGAACACCUUGGCUCAAUGUAAAUACACUAUUCAUGAAGAUGGCCAUUCUGAUUGGAUUUCAUGUGUUAGAUUUUCUCCAAGCAAUAACAACCCAAUAAUUGUUAGCUGUGGUUGGGAUCGCGUUGUUAAAGUUUGGAAUUUGAGCAAUUGUCGUCUUAAGAAUAAUCACAUUGGACAUACUGGUUAUCUUAACACCGUUACUGUUUCUCCUGAUGGGUCUUUAUGUGCAUCAGGUGGUAAAGAUUACAAAGCCAUGCUUUGGGAUCUCAAUGAAGGCAAACACCUUUACACUCUUGACCAUAACGAUAUUAUUAAUACUUUAUGCUUUUCUCCUAAUCGUUACUGGUUGUGUGUCGCUACCGGACCUUCAAUCAAAAUCUGGGAUUUAGAAACCAAACAAGUUGUAGACGAAUUGAAACCUGAGGUUAUUUCUACAAACAAAAAUAAGGCUCCUCAAUGCCUUUGCUUAUCUUGGUCUGACGAUGGAUCAACUUUAUUUGCCGGUUAUACCGAUAAUCUUAUUCGAGUUUGGCAAGUAGUUCCAUCAAGAAUGAUGUAAUUAUCUUAUUCAACAAUUCAAAUAAAUUAAUAAACUGAUAAAACCUUUCGGACAUUCUAA
Molecule: messenger RNA, 1134 nt
Organism: Tetranychus urticae (two-spotted spider mite)
Lineage: Eukaryota; Metazoa; Arthropoda; Arachnida; Trombidiformes; Tetranychidae
Gene: Rack1
Product: Receptor of activated protein kinase C 1
Molecular function (GO): translation regulator activity; ribosome binding; protein binding
Source: RefSeq, a predicted model, not a curated record